Molecule: messenger RNA, 1142 nt
Organism: Nicotiana tabacum (common tobacco)
Lineage: Eukaryota; Viridiplantae; Streptophyta; Magnoliopsida; Solanales; Solanaceae
Biological process (GO): regulation of transcription by RNA polymerase II
Cellular component (GO): nucleus
Molecular function (GO): protein dimerization activity; DNA-binding transcription factor activity, RNA polymerase II-specific; RNA polymerase II cis-regulatory region sequence-specific DNA binding
Source: RefSeq, a predicted model, not a curated record
AUGGAGUCUGUGGGAACUUUUUUUGAUGAAGAAUGUCAAUCUUUGAGCAGAAUGUUCUUUACUGAAAAUUCAGAUUUCUUGUUUCAAUUGCAAUGUGAUCAUCCUUCAGCCUUAACUUGGCAUGAUCAAGAAGCUAACAAGAAUGUGACUGACAAUACAAACAUUGAAGGGAGUUUUUACUCUUCUCCUUCUCAUACUUUUAACAGUAACAUAGAGUAUUUUUCUCAAGAAAAUAGCAAUGACAGCAGAGGAAGUGAUGGUAUGUUUUUUCUCAACAAUACAAGUCAUGAGUAUCUGCAACAUUAUAAUGGUGUUACUAACCUCCUUCAAGUAACAAACAACCACCCUGAUGAGUCCACUGAUUUUUACAUGAUGGGCCACAAAAAUCUUGAAAAUUCAUCGGUUAAUCCAGCGUUUCAAGACGACGAUUUCAUGAAAGAAAUGGUCAGCCUGAAAGAUGACAUAGGCAAGGAAAUGCUGCUAAAGAGGAAGUUGCAUGAAGUAGAACUUCAAUCAGUAGCAGAGGAUCAGAAAUUGGAGGAAACUAAAAAUCCCAAGAAAUCAAAGGUGUCAAGAGAGGGACCAAAAAAUAAGAAGAGUGCCCAGCCAAAAGUAAAAAAGAACCACAAAAACAUCCAAAUUAACAAUGAAGAAGUAGGAGAUCAGCAAGAGACUAAUAAUGCAGCAAAUUGUAAGAGUGGACAGAGCAUAAGUAGUUGUAGCUCUGAGGAAGAUUCCAAUGCUUCUCAGGAAUUAAACACAAAUUCUGACACUAAAAGCAACUUUAAUAGUAAAACAAGGGCCAGCAGAGGGACUGCAACAGAUCCCCAGAGCCUUUAUGCAAGGAGAAGAAGAGAGAAAAUCAAUGAAAGAUUGAAGAUCCUGCAGAAUCUUGUCCCCAAUGGCACAAAGGUUGACAUAAGCACAAUGCUUGAAGAAGCCGUCCAAUAUGUGAAGUUUCUGCAGCUACAAAUUAAGUUACUGAGCUCGGAUGAUAUGUGGAUGUAUGCUCCAAUUGCUUACAAUGGAAUGGAGAUGGACCUCUCUCAUACCUAGUUUAUGAAUUUGGAAGCAACAAUAUGCCAUUUUCUUUUAAUUAUUUACCUACAAGACAUUAAGAAACCAAUAUGCUGACUAUAUGU